GUGACAUGGUACUUUUGUUCUCAAGCGAAAUUGUAUAUGACUGUAUUAUAUUACUGCAAAAUUAUGUAAUUGAUGGGUAUUUAGAUACUAAUAGCAUUAGUAUAAUUGUUAGAUAUAAAGUACCUUACUUUCUUUGUGUAUAAACCAGGAAAACGAAAAUUGAUGCUGUUGUUGUCCAUAGUAUGUGGAUACCACAGCUAUAGAUAUUGACUAGACAAUUCAGUGUCUGAAAGAAUCUGAGGCUUCUUUGUAAAGUUUUAAAUGGACGCUGAAUUAGUAAAGCAUGUACAGAGUCAGUAUUAUGCAGUCACAAUACAUCUGUAACCUACAAUAGUCUUUCACUACGAGCUAUAAGCAUAAGGCCCAGUCCUGCAGUUUUUACUUGUGUGCUCAAUCCCUCUGAGCUUACUAAUGUAGUCCUUAAUUAUUCACACAAAACUCUUGUUGAAUGGUAUGGUGUUUUAACCUGAUAAAAAUCUCACAAUCACAUCUCAGAUAGAACUGUUUCUGUUUCUUUAGAACAAAAAGCAGGUUUUGCAGUUGUCAGGCUAUUAAAGGAGCUAAAAACUUUGCUUGUGGGAGCACAGAAGUGUAGGAUGAACCAAAAAGUAAACUUGGCAAACAGCAGAGGUUUGUACUUGGUAGUUUCAUGCAGAUGUUUGAAUGUCUGUAUGAUUUUCUUUUGUUUGUUUGUUCCUGACACAAAUGGGAACAAUCUUCCCAGGAGCAAGAGCUGAACAAAAGAGUGUGCUGUGUAACUCAUUUGUUUUCUCUUUUGGAUUUCAGAUGGUUGAAUUAUAACUAGAAAGGCUGGGGACCCAGUUUUUUCAUUCUUUUCUAUCCACAAUCAUGUUUUAAAACAGGAGGGAAAAAGCUACAAUGCUCCCUAUGCAAUGUCUCCCACCCUUCACUCUGUCUAGCCCGCUAGUUACUAUGUCUGUUGAGUGUUGGAUGCUGCAGGAACUUAAAGCCUGGAGAAUAAAACAGAGAAGCUGCACUUCCACAUGGAUACCAUAUUACAGCUGCAUCUCGCCAUGCAGCAAGAAGUAGAUGUGUGCCUACAGAACUGUAUGUCCAACAGAAGAUCUGAUGUGAUGUGAAGAGCUGAAAACAAGUUUUCCUAUUCCCAUAGCUUUUUAUUUGGAGGGGGACAAUUUAGCCCUUUGUUCCUUUUAAGAAGAACAAUUGUUUUCAUUAGACAAAUGAAAGAGAACUCACAGAAGAGAUGGACAAGGGAAGAGAGUUUUAGAUGUUCUCACAGUGGCAUUGUAUGCUCUUUUCAACUUUUUAGAAACUCCUGUUCUCCAACGAAAUUCAUUUAAUCUGUCACUCACCGGUACUCCCAAAUACAAGGCUUCGCUGACUCAGUUAAAAGCUUUCAUUUGUACAAAUAAGACCAAUAUUGAGUGUUGCAGUUAGAAAAUGUACGGGAAAUAGAGUAUUUUUAGUAAGGUAGCUUACCAGUAUCUUAAGAUAGACUGAUUGGUAUGUAUCUAAAUCCUAUAAUUUUUUACUUUGCAGUUUAUUUUUUAAAAGUAAAAUAGAUGGGGCUGUAAGAAACUUGCAGUGUUGUAAUGCUGUAGUGUCAUGAUUUGGUCAAGCAGUCUCAAGCACUGCACUGCCAAAACAGGCAGCAUGGCCUACUCCUUAGUUCCAGGCGUGUUCCACUCCUCCUCUUUUGGCAAAAGCAGUGCUUGUAUAGUUGCACAAUAAGUUGGUCAAGGAAAUGAUCUCUGAAAGGUUUUAUGCCUUCCUGCACCCUCCCUUCCCCCAGUAGUUUUCACUUUCUUUUGUCAGCUUGCUGGGCAGGCUUUGUACUAAUAAGAGAAUGAUGAAUAUAUUUAUAUACAGUGGAAACCUCUUUUGGAAACUGCAGAUUUACAUGAAUCAUCCUAAAUAUCAGUUCUUCAGACCAGCAGUGUGAUGGAAUGUGUACUGCAGUCAGACUGAACUGAAAUAUUGUUUGUUUUAAGAAGCAAAUCCAAAAAUAGAAAAAAUAAAAUUCUAAUCUAAAUCACCACAUCUUGGAGAUAGAUAGAAAAUAUUCAUUACAGAAAGACUGGAAGAACUAGGAUGUUACACAGUUAAUGCCUGCAUCCUUCUAAUGAGUUUGUGUCCAUCAGGUUGGGUAACACAGUGACCUUGCUCCAUCUAGUGAUUCAGAGUAAACAGAGAUCACGAGACUAGAUUUUUGAGUGCAUACAGGUAUUGUAUGUUUGUAGUGAGAUCAAUCAGACUGCAAUGCUCUGUGAAUAGGUGCAAAAUUCAGUGCAUGUUGCUUAUUAAAUUGCUGAACUGCCCCAUGCUAAUUGACUGCUAUGGUUCCUCUGCUGGGACAAGGAAGUUGUGGACUAUGGCAGACAUUGGGUCUGAAAGAUACACAUUCAGUUUCACUAUUCGUGAUUCACCGACUUACUUUAUUAAUGUCAAUUCUUGGGGCAGAGAAGAAUAUAUCAGAUCGCUUUCAGAAAGCUUUAGAGUUGGUGACUGUGUUACAAUUGAAAAUCCUUUAGUCCAGUCAAAGGAUGGAGAAAAGGAAGAAAAAUUCAACCCCAUAACUCCGAGUUGCUACAAAUUACUGAUCAGUGAAAAUCAUUCAGUUGUCAAAACUUCUUCAUGCUAUGAAAUGGACACAAAACUACUUUCUCUGUUGCACCUACCUGUCAAGGAUCCUCAGGAUUAUUAUUCACUGGGUGAUAUCACUGCAAAUGGACAGAGCCUUGAUGGAAGAAUUCUUAAUGUUCUUGCAGCUGUAAUGUCAGUUGGUGAGCCAAAGUAUUUCAUAACUUCAGACAAAAGAAAAGGUCAGAGGUGUGAAGUAAAGCUCUACGAUGAAACAGAGAUGUCUUUUCCAAUAAUAUGUUGGGAUAAUGAAUCUAUCCAGCUUGCACAGAGUUGGAUCCCUCGAGAAACAGUAAUAUUUGCAUCAGAUGUGAGAGUAAAUUUUGACAAAUUCAGGAACUGUAUGACUGCAACUGUGAUAUCAAAGACCAUUAUUACAACUAAUCCAGAAACUGCAGAAGCAAAUGUUCUCUUCAGCUUCAUAAGAGAGAGUGCACAAACAGGAGCUUUGCAUGAUAAAAUGGAGGAGCAAUCAAAAGAGUCCAUUAACUUGGAGACUAUAGUUGAUGUUUAUACUGUGAAGCAGCUGAAAGAAAAAGCUUUACAGAGUGAUGGAAAACCUGAACCAGUCUUUGGCAUUAUUUAUGGCUACAUUUCCAUGCUGGACAUUGAUGAUAAUGUAUCUAAAGUUAUUCGCAACAGAUGUUCAGUGUGCCGUUUUGUGGUGAAUGAAAUGUCAAACACAUGCACCUUCUGUGGUGACAUCUCUUCAGAUUCAAAGUCAACCUUUGUGAGCUUUGACAUCCUCGUUGAUCUGACAGAUCAUACAGGCACUCUUUAUUCUUGUUACCUCUCUGACUGCGUAGCUGAGGAAACCUUAGGCUGCACUGUCCAGGAGUUCCUCACUCUAGCAGAAGACAAGAGGACUGCACUGAAAUGGCAACUGCUAUUAGAACGGAGCAAGAUUUAUUUUAAGAUAACCUUGUCACCCAAUUGGAGAAGUGGUCUGAAAGCAAAUAUACUUUCAUGCAAACUAGCGAAUCCUAUAGAGGCAAGUCAGAGCCUGCUGGGAAAAAAGCUGCAGCACGUGGCUUGGUAACAGCUGGGAAAAGACCAUUUCUUCGCUAUAUUUUUAGAGGUAGAAGGUUGUUGUCAUCAUAUUUUGCUAAGGAAUAUGCAUUACUAAUGGUUGUAAUUGGGCUUCUGUGGUGAUGUUUUUAAGGUGAUUAUACUUUGAAAAGUGUAGUAGGUCCACAGCCUAAGAAAAGUUAGUUCUACUGAAUUCAACUCUUUAGAAGGGAGGUGGAAGCCUUCUUCACUCAGUUUGGGAAAUAUGGGAAAUUUCUGAAAAAUCAGAAAUUACAAUUAGUACAGGACAGAUCUCUUGAACUUUGUUUUUUAACUGCUAUACUACUGUUGUGCUACUUCUACGUUACUUAAGUAAAUAAAGGCCCACUUUCAAAUA
Molecule: messenger RNA, 4027 nt
Organism: Gallus gallus (chicken)
Lineage: Eukaryota; Metazoa; Chordata; Aves; Galliformes; Phasianidae
Gene: MEIOB
Product: meiosis specific with OB domains
Exons: 12
Coding region: 2213-3661 (482 amino acids)
Biological process (GO): resolution of meiotic recombination intermediates
Molecular function (GO): single-stranded DNA 3'-5' DNA exonuclease activity; single-stranded DNA binding
Source: RefSeq, a predicted model, not a curated record